AUGGCGAGCGAUUUAUUCUGUGAAAUUUGCAACACUUUCUUCCAGCGUCAAGAACACUACCAACGACAUCUUCGAACCCACACGAAGGAAAAGCCUUUUACAUGUUCCGAGUGUAAUCAGGCUUUUGGCCGAGUUGAUUCUCUGUUUCGCCAUCAUACCACUGUCCAUGGGGGCAAUGCCGUUGCAGAUCCCUCAAAGCGUCAGAAUGAGCGCCGUCGAGUCGCACAGGCCUGUAAAUCUUGCGGUGCGACAAAGGUCCGCUGUGAUGGAGAACGCCCUUGUCAACGCUGUGUCCGACAAAACCUGGAUUGUUACUAUGGAACCUCGUCCAAACGCAAGCAGUCUACUUCCAACAAUGGCUCCCACGACGCCGCCAGCAGCAACAGCAACAACAACAAUAACGACAUCGAUAAUCACAGCGCAAGUAGCAAAACUCAGAUCCCGAGUCAGAUCUUGAAACGAGCCAGAAGCAAUGAUGGGCAGACCACGCCGGCAGUCUCCGUCUCAAGUAUGCAGUCCAUGCAAGUCGACAAUCUCCAGCAACCCCCAACCACUGCCGUUGAGCUUUCUUCCUAUGAUCCAUCAGUACAGCAGCAUCUCAGUGUAUCCAACGAGAAUCUUCUUUUCACCACAGCCACGCUCCCAGUCGUGGAAUCAAACAGUCGUCCUCCAGACCCAGACGUCUCUUCCAGCGGUGGCCCUGUCCCUAUGGAUCUCAACCACUGGGAUGGUACAAUUCCCUUACCAAACUUGGGCUUUGAUGACAGUCUAAGCGUCGAUGACUGGCUGAAUUUUGAUGUUAACACAAAUGCAUUGCUCCCGCUUCUGCCCCAGGACUCGGCCUUCGAAGCUUACAGCAACGUGUGGUUAGCUUCGUUUGAGUCCAAGUCAUUGCCGCCACUUUUUGCCGAACCAAUGGAGCCUUCCCCAAUAGCUCGAUUCUACAGUCGGGCUCAUUCUCCAGAGAUGGACCAGGACAGUGUCGGCCCCCGUGAGUAUCGCCCCACCUCUAUCGAGGUUGACGCGCCUUUGGUUUUCCCCAACAUGGAAGACCUUCCUAUGAGUGAAAUAGAUGCCGAGAAUUUGGCACAUGUCGAAGAGAUUACCCCAGAGAUCGUGAACAGUAUCACGGGAUACACGAAUAAGCUAGAGCGCAAUGGGCCCUACCCGCCAUUUCUUGAAAUGCGUAUUCCUCAGAGGCCGGUCCUCAAUUCUUGGGUCCAGCUUUAUUUCGAGCACUUUCAUCCGAUCUUCCCAAUGCUUCAUAAGCCUUCGUUUCAAAGCACCAAUACGCACUGGCUCCUCUUCUUCGCCGUCGCAGCUAUUGGUGCACAUUACUCCAACCUCAAGGGUGCGCAGCAGUGUGCCAGAGCAAUGCACGAACUCGUCCGCCGGCAAGCAGCUAGUCUGUGUGAGCAAUACAAUCACUACGGACGAGCACUAUUCAUGAUACAAACGAACCUACUCAAUCAUAUCGGUUUCAUAUACUCGGGAGAGCGUAGAGCUUUGGAGAUAGCCGAGUUUCUGCAAGCGCUUCCGCCAACUCUUGCACGGAGGAAAGGUCUCUUUACUAACCGUCUCUCCUACCAGAAAAUCAUGGAGUUAGAUUUAACCCUGAGCCAAAAGUGGCAAGUUUGGGCCUUGGAUGAAGAAAGGAGGCGAACAGGCUUUGCUGUCUGGCUGCUGGAUUCCCAGUUCGAUCACAGCUUCGAUCUUACUCGACUCAUGAAAGUAGAAGAAUUGCAGAUGUCAUUGCCUCAAUCUGAGGAGCGAUGGGGUGCCUCUUCUGCACAGAGCUGGGCAAGUUGCUCUCUGGGAACUGCUCAAAUCCAAGACUGCGGCUUGGAGGAAGUCAUUCGCAACGACAGUUGGAGACCAACGUGGAAAUCAACAGGUUCCAUUGGAAAACAAGUCCUGCUCCAGCAACUCAUCGACGUCAUGAACAGCCAAAGCGGUCAUCCCGGCGCCCCAAGUUUCUCGCAGCCUCAGAAGCACAAGGCCGAGGAAACUCUGCUUGGACUGCUGACGAUUACCGAGGAUGAGGAUUCAAACGAGCAUUUCUCGGAACUCAAGGCCUCCAUAGCACAUCGGCUUAUGAUUGCUACAGCCCUCACCAUACGUAAAUCUCCUACUCGCAAAAUCGCCGCCGUGGCGUUGAAGACAAUCUAUGGCCGUAUGGAAGACCCGGCUUGGAACGCAUUGGCGUCGCAAUGGAAGAACGCGGCAGACCAGGCAAGAUUGUCUGUUUACUGGGCCGCUCGGUCAUUACACAUAGUACGGUCGAGUAGGUGCACGCAUUUUGCGACACCUGACUCGCUCCUGAAGGCAGUGCUGGUUCUUUGGCUCUAUGCCCUGCUCAGCGAGCGUUUCGAAGACCGUUUCAAGGUACCCACAGGACCUGCUGUAAUUCUGGGCUCGAAGAGUCUGCAGGAUAUGGACUCUCUGGAUUGGAUCUCAGCUGGGUGGUCUGGAGUCAAACUACCUGGCAUAGGCAAUCUUUUGUGUCCGGAAGGCAGGUACAGGUUGCUCGACGAAUCCAUUGGACUGAUGCGAUCACUGAAAAGCUGGGCCAUCAGCGCCAGCUAUUCACAGCUACUUGUUCGUCUACGAGCAACUGAACGGUCUGCGCCUGCCAGUCGGAUGAAUGACAUCUCAGCUCCUCCUUAG
Messenger RNA from Exophiala bonariae, 2667 nucleotides. RefSeq lists its product as uncharacterized. Gene Ontology annotation, biological process: regulation of DNA-templated transcription; DNA-templated transcription. The transcript has 5 exons. The coding region runs from base 1 to 2667 and encodes 888 amino acids. The record is from RefSeq and is a predicted model, not a curated record. NCBI's taxonomy places the organism in Eukaryota, Fungi, Ascomycota, Eurotiomycetes, Chaetothyriales, Herpotrichiellaceae. Gene Ontology annotation, molecular function: DNA binding; zinc ion binding; DNA-binding transcription factor activity, RNA polymerase II-specific.